Messenger RNA from Ornithodoros turicata, 1771 nucleotides. RefSeq names its product protein gooseberry-like. NCBI's taxonomy places the organism in Eukaryota, Metazoa, Arthropoda, Arachnida, Ixodida, Argasidae. The transcript has 10 exons. Gene Ontology annotation, biological process: regulation of transcription by RNA polymerase II; anatomical structure development. The coding region runs from base 22 to 1476 and encodes 484 amino acids. Gene Ontology annotation, molecular function: RNA polymerase II cis-regulatory region sequence-specific DNA binding; DNA-binding transcription factor activity, RNA polymerase II-specific. The record is from RefSeq and is a predicted model, not a curated record.
GAUUUUUCGGUUUGAGACACUAUGAAUAUGAGACCGCUGUUCACUGGUUAUCCCUUUCAAGGCCAGGGUCGUGUGAACCAACUUGGCGGCGUGUUCAUCAACGGCCGACCGCUACCCAACCACAUCCGGUUGAAGAUCGUCGAAAUGGCUGCGGCUGGAGUACGACCCUGCGUCAUUUCAAGACAACUUCGGGUCUCGCACGGUUGCGUGUCCAAGAUCCUCAACAGAUACCAGGAAACCGGCAGUAUUCGUCCUGGUGUGAUUGGAGGCAGUAAGCCACGUGUGGCGACCCCAGACGUCGAGCAGAAGAUCGAGGAUUACAAGAGGGAAAAUCCGGGAAUCUUCAGUUGGGAGAUACGGGAUCGCCUCAUCAAGGCAACGCUGGCAUUCCAGGAAGGGAUAUGCGACAAGAAUUCAGCACCAAGUGUCAGCUCCAUCAGCCGAGUCCUGAGGGGACGAAGCAGCGGAGAUCGAAGUCCCGACGACUGCUCCAAGAAAGCCGACCACAGCAUCGACGGGAUACUCGGAGGACGGCUGAGCGGACUGGACGAUUCUGAUUGCGAAUCUGAACCUGGAAUCACUCUUAAGAGAAAGACCCGUCGUUCACGAACCACCUUCACGGCUGAGCAGCUGGAAGACCUGGAACGCGCUUUUGAAAGAACGCAAUACCCGGAUGUCUACACGAGGGAAGAACUCGCCCAGAAGACAAAACUGACCGAAGCCCGAGUACAGGUGUGGUUCAGCAACAGGCGGGCUCGUUGGCGCAAGCAGAUGGGAACGCAACCAGUAGGCACCGCAUUCAGCAGCCAGCUGCUGCAUGGGUACGGCGCGACUCCAUCUUCAGCCCCAAACCCUGCACAUCUGGAGACAUCCAUGAGUGCAGCAACUCUUCAGCAUCACGACACCUCAGCUUGGCACAGAUCGCAUCAAACCUUACAGGCUCCUACGACGGUACCCCAGUCAGGGUACACGUCUUACCCCACGGAAUCGUGCAUCAACGGAGGACCUCUCUCGCAACAGGUGUACAACAUUUUAAGCUCGAGUACCUCAGCUCAGUGCGGGGCAACUGGAAGUGCCCUGACUGUACCAGACUUCCACAUUCCGUCUCUGACGGCGAGCGAGUUGGCCUGGCCAUCAAGUUCCGCGUCGCUGGGGCCUGCCUCCAGGGGCUCUGGUGGACUAGCGGAUCCAACCAGCAAUGUCUUCGGGCAUGGAUCAUUCAGCACCGCUCCAUCAGAUAACUUUGGCGGGAUGAUUGGCAACACUGAAGGUUUCAUAUCGAGCACGUUCAACAAUCUUGGUGGAGCCCAGCACCCAAUGUCUAUGGAGAUGAAGUCAUCUUUCCCAUACAGCAGUCAGUUAUCAACCGCGACAAGUACGCCCCAGAUGUGCAAGGACUUCGAUAUGCCCGUGAAUGCACUCGCAAGCCUCCGGCAACGAUCUCGAGAACACGCUGUUGCCCUCGGACUAUUCUGAGCAGCUGCUAUUCUGUGACACUUUGUGUACGCGGGAAAAGUACAAAUCUCACCUACUCUGACGCUCUGAAUGAAGACAGUGGAUGAUAGUGAGCUCUGCCUUCUGCUUCGUAUCGUCGCUAACCAGAAGGGAAAUGUCGAUGGGGAGACUGAAGACUGACUUCGGCUAUACUAUCACCUAACAGAUAAGAAGUGCUUGCUGCCUCGUACGGCGUGUCCACUAGGGCCUCAUGCUACAAUACGGAGGCGAAACUGUGCUCGGCAAGAUUGAGUUCUGCUGCAACCGCGGCCAGUCU